Apodemus sylvaticus (European woodmouse) is the source of this 5194-nucleotide messenger RNA. RefSeq names its product phosphoglucomutase 2 like 1 (gene Pgm2l1). Gene Ontology annotation, molecular function: glucose-1,6-bisphosphate synthase activity; intramolecular phosphotransferase activity. Bases 237 to 2276 code for a protein of 679 amino acids. The transcript has 16 exons. Gene Ontology annotation, biological process: carbohydrate metabolic process. The record is from RefSeq and is a predicted model, not a curated record. Lineage: Eukaryota; Metazoa; Chordata; Mammalia; Rodentia; Muridae.
GUUGAUGACCUGAACUCUAACCUGCUCCACGCCCCCUACCUCACCGGAGACCCCCAGCUCGACACGGCCAUCGGGCAGUGGCUGCGUUGGGACAAGGGCCUAUGUGCUUUGUUUCAGGAUGCUUUCUGCCUUCCUAAUGACUAUUGAAAUUGCUACUUCCGGAGGACCCCGCUAUACCACUCCUGGACAUAUACCCAUAGGAUUCCCCAGCAUAUAAUAAGGAUACAUGCUCCACUAUGUUCAUAGCAGCCCUAUUUAUAAUAGCCAGAAGCUGGAAAGAACCCAGAUGUCCCUCAACGGAGGAAUGGAUACAGAAAAUGUAUAUAUACAUAAUGGAGUACUAUUCAGCCAUUAGAAACAAUGAAUUUAUGAAAUUCUUAGACAAAUGGAUGGAACUGGAGAACAUCAUCCUAAGCGAGACCUGGACUCCAGCCCAUGGACUGAUGCCCACAUUUACAAUGAAGGGUCUUCCCACUUCAGUUAAAUCUCUCAGGAAAUGCCCUUACAGACACAAACUAAAGAAUCCCAAAACAAAAGAGCAGAUUGAAAAUCUCUUACGGAAUGGGAUGAACAAGGAAUUGCGUGAUCGUCUUUGUUGCCGGAUGACUUUUGGGACUGCAGGACUUCGAUCUGCCAUGGGAGCAGGGUUUUGCUACAUUAAUGACCUUACAGUCAUACAGUCAACACAGGGGAUGUACAAAUACCUGGAGAGGUGUUUCUCAGACUUCAAGCAGAGAGGAUUUGUUGUUGGCUAUGACACUCGGGGUCAAGUGACUAGCAGCUGCAGCAGCCAGAGGCUUGCUAAACUCACUGCUGCAGUGUUGCUUGCUAAAGAUGUUCCUGUUUACCUUUUUUCAAGAUACGUUCCUACACCUUUCGUACCAUAUGCAGUUCAGGAGCUCAAAGCAGUUGCAGGUGUGAUGAUUACUGCAUCUCAUAACCGCAAAGAGGACAACGGGUACAAGGUUUAUUGGGAAACUGGUGCUCAAAUCACAUCUCCACAUGAUAAAGAAAUUCUAAAAUGUAUAGAAGAGUGUGUGGAACCCUGGAAUGAUUCUUGGAAUGAUAAUUUAGUGGACACCAGCCCACUGAAGAAAGAUCCUCUGCAGGACAUUUGCAAGAAAUACAUGGAAGAUCUGAAAAAGAUCUGUUUUUACAGGGACUUAAAUUCAAAGACCACCUUGAAAUUUGUACAUACUUCCUUUCAUGGAGUUGGACAUGACUACGUGCAGCUGGCUUUUCAAGUAUUUGGUUUUAAGCCUCCAAUUCCAGUCCCAGAGCAGAAAGAUCCAGAUCCAGACUUUUCUACUGUUAAAUGUCCAAACCCUGAAGAAGGAGAAUCUGUGCUGGAACUGUCCCUGAGACUGGCAGAGAAAGAAAAUGCCCGGAUAGUGCUAGCCACAGACCCUGAUGCAGACCGGCUGGCCGUGGCAGAACUUCAGGAGAAUGGUCAUUGGAAAGUUUUCACAGGGAAUGAGUUGGCGGCCUUGUUUGGGUGGUGGAUGUUUGAUUGCUGGAAGAAAAACAAACCAAAUGCCGAUGUGAAGAAUGUUUACAUGCUAGCCACCACUGUCUCUUCUAAAAUUUUAAAGGCAAUUGCACUUAAAGAAGGAUUUCAUUUUGAAGAAACAUUACCAGGUUUUAAAUGGAUUGGAAGUAGGAUAAAAGACCUCCUAGGACACGGAAAAGAAGUUCUUUUUGCAUUUGAAGAGUCUAUUGGCUUUCUGUGCGGAACCUCCGUGUUGGACAAGGAUGGAGUGAGUGCAGCUGUUGUUGUUGCUGAAAUGGCCUCUUUCCUGGAAACCAGGAAGGUAACUCUGAAGGAGCAGCUGGCAAAAGUUUAUGAAAUAUACGGUUAUCACAUGUCAAAAACUUCAUAUUUCUUGUGUUAUGAUCCACCUACCAUCAAAAGCAUAUUUGAAAGGAUUCGCAAUUUUGAGUCUCCAAAUGAAUAUCCAAAGUUUUGUGGGGCAUUUGCUAUUUUGCAUGUACGGGAUAUAACCACUGGAUAUGAUAGCAGCCAACCAAAUAAGAAAUCAGUACUGCCUGUGAGUAAAAACAGCCAAAUGAUUACAUUUACUUUCCAAAAUGGCUGUGUUGCAACUCUUCGAACAAGUGGGACAGAACCAAAGAUAAAGUAUUAUGCAGAGAUGUGUGCAUCGCCUGGCCAGAGUGAUACUACUUUCCUGGAAGAAGAAUUAAAGAAACUCAUUGACGCUCUGAUAGAGAAUUUUCUUGAGCCCAGUAAGAAUGCACUGGUCUGGCGUUCUGUGUAGGGCACAUGAGGAUGCUGUGACUGCACUGACAUAUGGGACAGAAUCUCCAAGAACUCCACUCAGUGAACCUUGUGUUAGAAGUCUCUCACCUGCCAACUUAUCUUUUUCCUUUUCUUUCCUGUGUUCAGUUGGCUAAAUAGAUUAUAUACAUUUGAAAUGAAAAUGUUUGAAUAUGAGUCAAACAUUUUCAUAAUCUUAAAGUACAGUCAUUACAAUGAAAGUGUUCCAGUGGCACGUUGUUCCUCCUGUAUCACAAACAAGACAAAAGUGAGUUUUCUUAUUGAACUGUGGUUAAGCUUAGUUACAUAUCUUGUAAUUGUGUGUAGAUAGCAUGGUUUAAAAGAAGUCAAACAUUAUAUAACUAUAGGGUUAGUUAAGGAAAUUAUAAAGGUGUGUGUGUGGCUGGGAGUGCUGUUGUGCCCAGUGCGGGAAAGCUCUUGUGUUAUAGAUACUGUUUUCCAAAUUAGAAACCCAGUUUGGUGGCAUAUUCCUGUCAUCACAGCCCUGAGGAGGCUGGGGCAGGCAUCAUUAGUUACUUUAUGGUCAGCCUGGACUGCACAGUAAUUCUUUGUCUCCAAAGAAGCAAAAAGGAAAGAAAUAAAAGAAGAAAAUGUUUAUAGGUUGUUUAGGUUUUCUGAUUUAGGACAGAUGUUACAGUCUGUGGUUUUGCACCUCUGUUUCAGGUGCCCUUGGUGUGAUUUAUAUUUACUGUAUGCAUUUAUGACUGAUGUUUACUGAACAUAAAACAGUAGUGGCAGCACUCUUCGUGGCUUUAUUCUUGUCAAAUUCCUCAGUGCAUUCUCAGGGUCUAGUGUGAACUGAAGAUAAUAUAAUAUCUUCAGUUGAAUAUAAUUUCAUAAGUCCAUUUUCAGAUAGUUAAGGAAAUUUUCCAAGUUAUAUAGGUGCUUCCUCUAUAGGAAACAGAUUUGUGGAUGGUUGUAGAAAAAGGUCUUAAUAAAAUUUGGCUUAAUGUAACUGUAGUUGAGUCUUCAUGCUAGGAUUCAGUUAUUAUAACCUAUAAGUGAAAAUCUCUGUCCUGUGGCAUGAGCAUGGCAUUUAUUUGGCAGUCUUUUUGAAUUACAUUUUUAUAGCCAAAUUUAUUUUAUCUGAUAAGAUAAUGCUAAUUUUAAUAAGAAAUGAAACAUCAAGAUAUAAGUAUUUUCUACAGCCAUACCACCCUGAUUCAAUACCCAAUCUCAUUUUAUCUCAGAAGCUAAACAAGGCUAAGCACGGUGCUUGGAUGGGAAAUUUUAGGUAUUAAUGAAACACUGAAACUGAUGUUGAAAAUUAAAGUCAAUUUAUUUUAGUAUGUUCCAGCGGGCUUUGGAAUUUCUGACCAUAUAAAUACUUUUCAUCUUUUUCAAUGCAAAACAGUUUUCAGGAAAGUCAUUGUGGUUGACUCUCUAGCCUUCUGAAAAGCCCUAAUAGAAAACUAUUGUCUAAGCUACCCAAAUUAUAUAUUUCCCUAUAUAGUUUACAGAAUACACACAUAGUUAUGAUAACAGCAACAAGGCCUUCAGAUAUAAUUAUUUAAGAAAAGUUGCCUAUAGGAGACAGCACUGAUAUUAGAUUAUUUGUGUCCUAAAAAUAAAUAAUAUAAAGCCCAAACCAGUUAGAAUGUUAAUAAAAUCAUGAGUUGGUUUGCUGCAGCUUGAGGAUAAUUUUGGUGAGUUUAUAUAAUCCAGACAUAGGCUUUACACUGUGUUGCCACUAUUGCUCUGUGUUCCCUCCUUGCUGUCUUAGAGCUGGGUCCUAUAUGACUAUAGAUGAUAGCUAGUUAGUGUUCCGUGCCAUUUUUCUGUAUGACUUUAUUUUAAAGACUUUGUGCUAAAAAGUAGUGUAUAGAAUUUUUUUUAUUUUUAAGAGGUUUAAAAUGUUUUAUUGGCUUUUAGGAGUGUAAAUUGUAAUUUAGGAAAUAGCAUGUAUUCUAAAAAGUGGUAUAAUCAAAGCUAUACAUGGAAAAACAUGCAUAUUCAAUUUAAGUGUCUGUGUCCUAGUGGCCCAAGGACAAAAUGAAACUAAAGCGAUGUGACAGCCUUUUUAUAACAAGAAAGCCACAUCAUGAUUGCCAGUAACUUAGGAAGAGAACAUCUUUGUUUCAGUGCUUUAGCAUAUACAAUAAAUAAGUCAUCUUAAAGUGAAGUUACUGACAUUUGAGCUCUUAUCUUGAAAAGCUAAGUUCCAACUAUGUAUAAAGGUUCCCAGAGUGUGUAAGUUGAGGAGACUGAUUUUUGUCUUCAUUCUUGAGUCUGUCUGAGCAUGUUUAAUAUGAACGUGACACAGUGGGUGCACAGGUGCCUAAUAGGAUAAAUUUAGCAACAGCUCAAGAUAGGAGUGCCAGCCUGUGGGUCUCGGCCUUGGGAUGAUAACUACAUUGUUUAUCUCUUCCAUUUCUCAGCAAUAGCAUGGGAAUAUAUUCUCUUUGAGCAAAUAAAUCAAAACAAGUAUUUUCUGGAGUUCUGAGAAAAAUAUUUAGGCUGGAGCAUAGCCCAGUGGCAAAGCACUUACCUGGCAUGCAGAUAAAGCUUACCUUCGAUCCCUGAUAUCCCUGACAAUACCAAAAAGAAAGAGAAAGGUUAUUAUUGAUGGAGCAAAGUCAAAUCAUAAAGUGGUAAUGACCAACAAGAGACCAACAAACAAUAUAUAAAGGCCAGUAAUGAUGGGAUAAGAAAUGCUUGAGAAGUACAAAUCAUGUGCUGUAAUGGUGGGUAAGCUGUAUGCAAGGCUGUUCACGGGUGUGUGUUAGGAUGCACAGACAGCAAGCCUGUAUUGUUUUCCUUCAGUAGUAAUAACUGAAAAGAAGCCCAGUUCUAUGAGGUGAGGUUCAGUUGAACUGUGGGUUCAAUUCCUAGUGGGAUGUUGUUUCAGAAUCACAUGAGAACGAGAGACGCUAAAGAACAAAAUUAAAAAAAAAACAA